Messenger RNA from Setaria italica (foxtail millet), 1666 nucleotides. Its product is annotated as protein MULTIPOLAR SPINDLE 1. The coding region runs from base 69 to 1265 and encodes 398 amino acids. Gene Ontology annotation, biological process: meiotic spindle organization; meiotic DNA double-strand break formation. The record is from RefSeq and is a predicted model, not a curated record. The transcript is spliced from 11 exons. NCBI's taxonomy places the organism in Eukaryota, Viridiplantae, Streptophyta, Magnoliopsida, Poales, Poaceae.
UUUCACCGGCCCGCGCCGCCACACUUCUCACCUCCCGGCUCCCGCGUGCCCGCGCCGCCGCGAUCGCCAUGGGUCCUCCUGCCCCCUCCCGCCCGCCAACGCCGACGGCUUCAGCGGCGACGGCCACCUCUUCGUCGCGGAUAGACUCGCCGUCUCUGAAGGCCGCGCUCGCUAUGGCUCUCAUCCACUACAACCGCCUCCCCGGCAAAGCCGCCGCCACCGCCUCCGCCGCCGCGGGCACAUCCACAUCAUCCGCGCCUUUCCUCCACUGGAAGCGCAAGGCCAAGGACCGAAAGCGCGAAAUCCUCCGCCUCCGCGAGGAGCUCAAGCUCCUCCAAGAUGGGGCGCGCGGGGAGGAGAUGGAACCGCCGGUCGCCUCGUGCCGGUGCCAUUUCUUCGACGGGUGCGGGGACCUGCUGCCACAGCCGGGCGGCGGCGGUGGGGAGCACUGGGUCGACGAGGUGCUGAGGAGGAGGUUCCUCAGACUGGUGCGGUGGAAGGAGAAGAGACGCCGAGUAGAUCGACCACUUCCAAGGAGUAGUUUGAUUGAUCUCAACAGUGAGGAUGAGAUGCAGCAGCUUAGCAUGUCGACUGAUUUCCUGGUGGAGCUAUCAGACGGCCUUUUUGCCAAAAGAGAAGCUGCCCCCUCAUUUGUUACAUUUUCUCACCAAGCAGUGGAUUUCAUUCUGGCUUCACUGAAGAACAUUCUAUCAUCAGAAAGGGAGAAGGAGCUAGUUGGGGAGAUAAUCGAUGGUUUAGUGUCUCGUUUGAUGAAAAGGAUGUGCACUGUUCCUGAAAAUGCUGGUACUUCAGAUUCAGGAUCAGUUGACUGCUCAGAUGCCCAGUUCUCUGUGCAGCACUUGUUCCGUAAGUUAGGGAAUGAGGAGUUUAUUGGUCAGCGGAUAAUCCUUGCAGUUUCUCAAAAGAUCUCGAAUGCAUCAGAAAGGUUACUUCUGGUUGAUCCUUUUGAUGAUGCUUUCCCUGAUAUCCAUGGCAAUAUAUUCAUCAUGAUUCAGUUAAUCGAGUUCCUAAUAACUGAUUACAUGAAAGAUUGGCUUUGCUGCGAGCAUUUUGACAAAAGACUUUUAGAAGAAUGUGCCCGAUCUAUUCUCAAGGCACGCAAUGAUUUGCAAAUCCUGGAAAACAUGAAUGGGCUGUAUGUGGUGUAUAUUGAGCGCAUCGUUGGAAGGUUGGCAAGGGAGGUGGCUCCUGCUGCACAUCAGGGGAAGCUGGACCCAGAAGUCUUCUCCAAACUCUUGUGCUGAGAGUGCCCACCUCUUACUUUUCAAUGUUGAUUAUAUGCAUAUAAAAAAAUGGCCCAGCAAGCAGGUAUAUUCUUCAUUGGAUGAUUCAGAACCAAGCAUAGUCAAAAACUGAAAAUUACGUUGUAUUAGCAUCGUUGUCUGUGAAUGAUUACUUACUGCAAACAAAUAUGCUCUAAUCAAAGCAUGAUAUAAUUGGUCCACUGAAAUUAUCACGUAUUUAUAUUUGGUUUACAAGAGGAAUUUUGGAAUCUAUUAGUGUAUCUACCUGUGGCCUGGCAUCGUUUCAUGUCUAUUGGUAGUUGAUUACUUUCAUUUUGUUGACUUGACUUCAUACCCUGUGAGUUGCUAUAGAUAUGCUUUGCCUAAUCUGCAGAUAUAGGUGCAGCUAAAAAUUUCUACAC